ACUGGGUUGGGCUUUUGAAAACGGCGUCAUUUCAUACUCCCCGAUUAGGAAAGCAACAAGUGUAGCUUUGGAAAGGCUCAGAUACCUACAUAUUUCCUGGCUCAAAUCACACUGCUAAAUGACUCUUGAGAUUAAAUUUUAAUCAACUUUAAGUAAACUCAAGAGCAACUGAAAGUCAAGAAAAUCUGCUGGUCAAGUGAGUUACAAAGGACUUCAGGCAAGAACAGUCAUGGGGAUACUUUAUUCAGAGGAACUGCAGACAAAUCAUUUCGCCCCCUUUUUCCUGGAUUGCCCACGCAUACGCCGUAGCACUGCAAGCAUCAGAUCACCACAGCCCAUUUGCCAGGCAGCUUAUGAUAAUGACUUCAAUCAAAUUCAACUGCUGCUGGAAGACGACAGCAAUUAUUUGAACAUUCAAGACAGCUUUAGGGGAGAUACCCCCCUAAUCUGUGCAUGCAGACAGGGACACAACAGAAUAGUCAGUUACCUUUUGAAAUGGAACGCGAAUGUGAACAUCAGAAACAAGAAAGAUCGCACAUGUUUGCAUUAUGCUGUGAGAAAACGGUUUAGUUUCCUUGACUACCUGCUUAUCAUCAUCCUAAUGCCUGUUCUGCUUAUUGGCUAUCUUAUCAUGGUAUCAAAAACUAAGCAGAAUGAAAACCUAAUCAAGAUGUUACUUCGAGCUGGCACAGAUGUUAAUGCUACGGACUAUUCUGGUAGCACAGCCCUUCACUAUGCCUGUGAAAUGAAAAAUCAGUCAGUUGUCCCUCUACUACUUGAAGCCCAUGCAGACCUUUCUAUAAAGAAUAAGAAUGGGGAGUCUCCACUGGAUAUAGCGAGAAGAUUAAAGUUCACCAACAUUGAAUGUGUGUUAAAGAAGGCAUCCUAGUCCUUAAUGAGAUGAUGUUAAGAGUGUUAGGCAUGGAAAAAAAAAUCUACUUAGCUGGGCACUCCCUGUUGUACAGUACCAAGAAUACCCUGGAGGCGUGUUUUUUUUUUUAAUUUGAUGUUUGCUGAAGACAUGUACUGUAUUAUAUCUACUGGUAUGCAGUCAGUACAUAUGGCAUAUAAAAUACAUAGCCAUGUGGUGUGCCUGGAA
Molecule: messenger RNA, 1099 nt
Organism: Dermochelys coriacea (leatherback sea turtle)
Lineage: Eukaryota; Metazoa; Chordata; Testudines; Dermochelyidae
Gene: ANKRD22
Product: ankyrin repeat domain 22
Exons: 7
Coding region: 230-889 (219 amino acids)
Molecular function (GO): protein binding
Source: RefSeq, a predicted model, not a curated record